AUGGCGUGUCCCUUGGAGCAGGCGCUGGCUGUGAUUGUCUCUGUCUUCCACAAGUACUCGGGGAGGAAACAAAUGGACGAGGCAGAGCUCAGGAGGCUGAUGAACGACCUGGACCACAACAAGGACAGCGAGGUGGACUUUAAGGAGUACGUCUGCUUCCUGGCCUGCAUCACCAUGGGCUUCAACGAGUUCUUCAAGGACGACCCCAGCAAGCAGCAGCGCAGGAAGUGA
Acanthisitta chloris (rifleman) is the source of this 231-nucleotide messenger RNA. RefSeq names its product protein S100-A4-like. Lineage: Eukaryota; Metazoa; Chordata; Aves; Passeriformes; Acanthisittidae. Gene Ontology annotation, cellular component: cytoplasm. The coding region runs from base 1 to 231 and encodes 76 amino acids. The transcript has 2 exons. Gene Ontology annotation, molecular function: calcium ion binding. The record is from RefSeq and is a predicted model, not a curated record.